Molecule: messenger RNA, 1012 nt
Organism: Enhydra lutris kenyoni (northern sea otter)
Lineage: Eukaryota; Metazoa; Chordata; Mammalia; Carnivora; Mustelidae
Product: family with sequence similarity 181 member A
Exons: 2
Coding region: 134-1012 (292 amino acids)
Source: RefSeq, a predicted model, not a curated record
AUGGCCCAUCUUCUGGAACCGAGCUCUUCUACCGAGGUGUGGAAAAGUCAGCUCUGUGCCUGUCCCUGGAGCUGCCGGCUAUCAGCAGAGCCCACGCUCUUCAUGGAAAGCCCCAUGCCGUGGUCCCCUGGUGAUGGCAUCCGACAGUGACGUGAAGAUGCUCCUGAACUUUGUGAACCUGGCGUCCAGUGACAUCAAGGCGGCCCUAGACAAGUCCGCGCCGUGCCGCCGCUCCGUGGACCAUCGCAAGUACCUGCAGAAGCAGCUCAAACGCUUCUCCCAGAAGUAUUCCCGGCUUCCUCGGGGCCUCCCCGGCAGAGGCACCGAGCCUCACCUGAAAAGGGGACCCGAGGACCAGCCUGGGAGGCUGCUCCUCGAUCCCGGCCAUGAUUCCAGUCCUGGCGUGGUGGGGGGCUGCAAGGAGAAGGCUCUGGGGAACCCCUACAGGGAGGAAUGUCUCUCUAAGGAGCAGACCUUACAGAGGCAGAAUCCAGAAGCUGCCAGGCCUGGCCAGGUGCCCAUGAGGAAAAGACAGCUGCCCGCUUCCUUCUGGGAAGAGCCUCGGCCCACCCACAGCUACUCCCUGGGGCUGGAGGGGGAGUUGGGUCCCAGGGAGGGAUCUCCCUAUGAGGGUAAGAAACACUGUAAAGGCUUGGAGCCCUUGGAUCCUGAGAUGGCCCCCGUGCCUGCAUCCCCAAGGGCACCAGCUGGCAAGGAGCCACUGAAGAUGUCUGGGGUCUCCCUGGUGGGCCGUGUCAAUGCCUGGGGCUGCUGCCCCUUCCAGUACCAUGGACAGCCCAUCUACGCUGGCCCCCCAGGGGCCUUGCCUCAGAGCCCCGUCCCCAGCCUGGGCCUGUGGAGGAAAAGCCCAGCGUCCCCUGGGGAGCUGGCCCACUUCUGCAAGGAUGUGGACGGGCCGGGGCAAAAAGUGUACAGACCCGUGGUUCUGAAGCCCAUCCCUACCAAGCCGGCUGUGCCCCCGCCCAUCUUCAAUGUUUUUGGCUACCUCUAG